This is a messenger RNA of Neospora caninum, 702 nucleotides long. RefSeq names its product SRS domain-containing protein. NCBI's taxonomy places the organism in Eukaryota, Apicomplexa, Conoidasida, Eucoccidiorida, Sarcocystidae. The record is from RefSeq and is a predicted model, not a curated record. Gene Ontology annotation, cellular component: membrane. The coding region runs from base 1 to 702 and encodes 233 amino acids. The transcript has a single exon.
AUGACGGACCCAACAACCUGCGUUAGUCCUUUGGGGACUAUACCUCUCGCAGGUCUCUUGAAAGGUGACGGAGCAAGCGAUGUCCACUGGAAGCCGGAUUUCGUGAAUCACGCGGUUGUGCUAACCGUUCCACCAAAGAAUCUCCCACCUGUUGACAAGAAAUUCAUUGUCGGGUGCACUGAGGUGGCUCAGGGCUACUGUCUUCUUCAUAUUACGCUCUCUGCGGGGACUUCUUCUACGGACAAUCAAAGUGUUUCUUGUGCUUAUGGUAGUGCUAGUAAUGAGCAAGUUCAGAAGGUGACAAUAACACCAAAAAACCCAACGUUUACUCUUAAUUGUAGCACAGAUGGAACUAUGCAACCAACAAGCUUCACUACAAACUACUGUGCGGAUGCCGAUACGGUACAGGACGACUGUACUCAGAAGUACGCAAGCUUGUUAGACGGUUACAGUAAGACGUGGUGGCAUGUUUCCCAAACACAAACAAGUAAUCAGGCGACGCUGACAAUCCCGGCGGAUAAGUUCCCUGAAGCCGAGACGAAAUUGGGGCUUGGUUGCAAGGCUACCACGCCACUCUCAAAUUCGACUACCUGUAAAGUGGAGCUCACAAUCACGCGGAAUAAUUCAAGUUCAGUGUGGCGUCUUUCCCUGAGUGUGACGGCUUUUUUGGCUUUGACUGGGGCUCUUCCCUUCUUAAUGUAA